This is a messenger RNA of Hevea brasiliensis (rubber tree), 882 nucleotides long. RefSeq lists its product as uncharacterized. The coding region runs from base 1 to 657 and encodes 218 amino acids. The transcript has 4 exons. Gene Ontology annotation, molecular function: oxidoreductase activity. Lineage: Eukaryota; Viridiplantae; Streptophyta; Magnoliopsida; Malpighiales; Euphorbiaceae. Gene Ontology annotation, cellular component: endoplasmic reticulum lumen. The record is from RefSeq and is a predicted model, not a curated record.
AUGACGUUACCACGGAAUGGCGUCGUUUUACGUCUCUUAAAAUUUUGCACUUUACAACACGAAAACGUCACCGUUUUCUCUGUGCAAGUGCCAUCCUCACUCUCUGAAAGAAUUCUACGAACCAGAGAUAAGUGCUGGAGUCCAUGCCCGCUAGCUUCUGCGAUCUUAAAAGAGAGAGAGAUGGGUUCGUAUAGAUGUUGUGUGCUGGUGUUGUGGGUUGCUGUUAUAUUACAGAUUGUUUCAUCAAAAGAGCAACUGAGCUCAAGGGAAUGUGAGGAUCUGGGUUUUACAGGCCUUGCUCUUUGCUCUGAUUGUAACACUUUUGCUGAGUAUGUCAAGAAUCAAGAGUUGGUGUCUGACUGUUUGAAGUGCUGUACUGAGGAUUCCGACGACUCCAUGAGCAAGAUUACUUAUUCUGGUGCAGUACUGGAGGUUUGCAUGAGGAAAUUAGUGUUCUAUCCUGAAAUUGUCGGUUUCAUUGAAGAGGAGAAGGACAAGUUUCCUACUGUUAAAGUUCAAUAUAUUUUCAAUUCUCCUCCAAAGUUGAUCAUGCUGGAUGACGAGGGUAAACAUAAAGAAAUCAUUAGAAUUGACAACUGGAAACGUGAACAUGUUUUGCAGUUCCUGCGCGAGAAGGUUAAGUCAGCUUCAUACUAACAGAGUGUUUUGGUUCUGUUAAUCUCUCCUUUGAGUUGUCUUUCAUUAAUUUUUACUCCAGUUUGAUAAUCAAAUCUGACAUAAGUUACUCUCUUAUUUUCCUCUUUAUAUAUGAUGAGUUGAGAGUGGAUUCGGUUUGAUUCAGUUCAGGGUUCGGUUUUUUCCUUCUUGGAACUGAAACUGAAAACAUUUAGAAUUGAAUUAAAUUUUUCUUGAUUGGGUUCA